Molecule: messenger RNA, 447 nt
Organism: Vitis riparia (riverbank grape)
Lineage: Eukaryota; Viridiplantae; Streptophyta; Magnoliopsida; Vitales; Vitaceae
Product: disease resistance protein At4g27190-like
Exons: 1
Coding region: 1-447 (148 amino acids)
Molecular function (GO): ADP binding
Source: RefSeq, a predicted model, not a curated record
AUGGAGGCCUUGAGGAACGAAGAUAUGAGCAUGAUUGGUGUAUGGGGAAUGGGCGGUGUGGGCAAAACCACUCUUAUGAAACAAGUAGCCAAACAAGCGGAGGAAAACAAGCUCUUUCACAAGGUGGUCAUGGCAUUAAACAUAUCUCAAACUCCCAACAUCCCAGAAAUUCAAGAAAAAAAUGCAAGAAUGUUGGGUCUGAAAUUUAAGGCGGAAGAGGACAGGGCAGGUCGCCUGAGGAAAAUGUUAAAGAAAGAGGAGAAGAUCCUGGUGAUUUUAGAUGAUAUUUGGGAGAAACUUGAGUUGGGAGAAAUAGGAAUUCCUUAUGGAGAUGAUCAUAAGGGGUGCAAAGUGUUGUUGACAUCCUGCGAGUGUUGGGCCUUGUCUAAAGAUAUGCGUACUCAAAAGGAGUUCCAUCUUCAACAUCUAAGUGAAGAUGAUGCCUAG